GGGUUGCUGUGGAGACCGGCUAAACCAGGGGCUGGCCACCAGUUUGCAACAGCCCAGUGGGGUGGAGGCGGAGGAGAAGGAGGAGGGAUCGUUUAUUCACCAUGCAAUGCAAGGUGCUGCAUCGGCUGGAGCCCGAGCAGGCACAACAAAGGUGCAAGGCAAAGCAUCCCAGGCAGCAGGCGUUCCAGCAGAUCAAGUUGUAGCCUUUGAUCACACAAGAAAUGCCCAGUCCUGUUUCUUUACCAUUACCUACAUUCUUCCCUGGAGAGAACAGCAGAGGAGAAAUAAUUAAACCACAGAAAAAGAUCAAGUAUUUUAAGGCAAGCCCUCCCUGGCUGAAUGAGGACCAGGUUUCCAUUCCUCAUGUGAGUCCACAGUGAUUAUUCUGGAGAUGUAUCCGUGCCUCAGUGUGAGUACCCAGAUGACAGAGCCCUGCAGUCUGUGGCCAGGACUUCUGAACACCAUCUGAGCAGUCUGCCAACUCCCUCAUCCUUCUGCCCUCUCCCUUCUAACCACAUCAGCCUAUUAGACCAUCCAUGUCGUUUUGCUAUGACAUACAUCAACAUUGAUGAGAGGCAGGAACACUGUCGGGUAAUUUUGAGCUGCCAGAACAAUCAGCUGUACACACAACAUGGCUUAAAGGAUUUCUCAGUUAGCAGCAUGCAUCCACUCAAGAACUUAGACUCUCGUAUUUUUACUAGAGAUUUUAAUCCUGGAAGCAAAGGAGACAGCAAUACAGAGACACACCCGUAUCGAAGUGUGGAGAAUCUGCACUGGGCCACAGUGGCUGAUUCAAAUUGUCAUCCACACUGUGGAAAUGUGGACAAUGAACUUGUUUUCCAUUACAAAGGCACAACGCAUUGGUCCAAGUAUUCCAUGGAAAGUGCCCCAUCCCCCAGCUCACCGGAAUGUUGCCGCCACUUUCCUCUUCCUCCUGAGCGAGUGCUCCCUACAGCGCGAGACAUAGCCCUUCCCCCUUGUGCCAAAGUGCCUCCAUGGCUUUUCUCCUCGUAUAUAGAUGGGGAUGUCAAAAAAACCUUGAAGGAGAAACUUAGGAUUCACAGUACUAAAGCUACCGAGAUUUGCAAGCCUCUUAGACCACAAGCUUCCUUGAAUGACUUGGUUGCAAGGGAGUGUUCUGAAUGCCGUGCAUGCCAGCAAUACAAGAAUGGUUGCUCGGUUAACUGUUGCACCAUAUUUGUGCAGCAUGCUACCCUCGCUCAUGGACCAUGGAUGGCCCUGGGGAGGCAUCGCCCAUGUUUUUCUCGCAGACUGACCAACCCAGAAGAUAUCAAACAAGAAGCUCAGAGAAGGUUGCAGAUCAGGAGGCAGAACAGCUCGCCCAACCUGACUCUCCAUUGCACCAGUGAAGGCCAGGAGAUGGUAAAAUCCCAAACUACUGGAUCCUUCAAGGGACAUGAGGGGGAAGGGGACACCAAAGGGAUACUGGAAUCAAGCAGAAAAGCAGACUGCAAAGAAAGACUGUACAUACCUACCUUUGAGGAGUUCAAGAAGAUGCGAAUCAAGGAAAUGUGUUUUCUUAACAGCAGCAAUGAAGUAACAAAAAAUGUCAAAGAAGGAACCCAAAAGUUAGAAGAGAAGAGAAACCAGAACAUUUGUUCAGGUGCCCAGCAGGAUCUUGCCAAAGAAAUGGUUUCAGCAAUAGAUGAUUAUGAUGAUGUGUUUCAUGAAAAUACCCAGAGCACUCCAGGCUUUGCGGACAGUACAUCGACAUGGGACAGGAGCUUCUGCCUGAUUAACAUACCUGUGGCUAGGGGCAAAAAUUACGAGGUGCCAGUUUCAGAUACGAUCCCUGUUCCCAUUUGUUCUAGCCCCAUUCCAAGAUCACCUCUCCAGUCUGCUGCAGUUCUUAGGGAGGGAGAGAAAGCAUUUGUUGAAGGGGAGAAGCAGGGAUUGGAUGCAAGACAACUAAGCAAAGUCCUUCACCAGUCUGAAACCCAGUCAUCUUGCUGCCCAUUGCUAUUAGAAGCGACAGACAUAUCCAGCUAUGGAGCUAAGCUGCAAAAAAUGAAGGAUGAGUUUAUAGGUUCUGCACUGGACCUCAUUAAGAAGAGCUGCAGUGCCGAAACUGCUCCUGAACCCCCAUCAAAAGGAUCAUGCGAACAUAAGAAGUCUGAUCUCACUUUUCCAGAGGACUGUCAUCAACCAACAAGCUCCAGCCCCAACUGCCGCAGAUCCAGUUCUGACAUCUCCUACGAAACUCCGGACUGCACCAGAGCUCAACGGGAGUGUCGGUUACGGCCUCAUUUCAGUGAUCCGAUGCCGACAGAUGCUGUGAAGAGGAAACAACUGGAGCUGAAGAUAGCAGCAGCAGCUCGGCAACAUGCCCAGAAGCGCCGACAAGAGAAAGACCCCAGCCCAGUAGUGUCUAAAGCCAACAUCAACCAUGGCAGCAACCUGGAUGAGAACCGCCACGUUCAGGGUGGCUCCCUUCGUUCCAAACACCGCUGGAGCAACGUCAGCAGUCUCAGCACUGACAGUGGAAUUGUGGGCGGGAGUGAUGAGAGGGACAAUGCUGAUGCUAACAGUGGAGGGGCGCCAAGGAUGAGAUCAGCUGAGAUGGAGCGGGCGGACAGCGGCAUCAGCCAAGUGCUGAGUAGGAAAUGGAGGAGUAGGGCAUCUGAAACCUUGACUUCCCUGCAGGCAUGGGAAGCCCACCAGCCCUGCACUGACUGUGGAGGGAGAGAUUUCCCACUGGAGACGGAUGUUCAGAACCAGAACAAGAGGCGGGCCAACCUCUGUGAGAAGUGCCUGAAGUGCCGUACAGAGCGGAAGGAGUCAGUGCUAGAGUUUGUUAAUACCGAAGCCAGCUACGGGGAGGACUUGCGCAUCAUCAAAGAGGAGUUCUAUCUCCCCAUGCAAGCUGCUGGCCUCCUCACGCAGGACCAGUUGCUGGUGGUUUUCAGCAACAUACAGGAGCUGAUUGACCUCAAUGAAAACUUUCUGGAGUACCUGCAGGAAGAGAUUGACCAGGCCUUUGAGCAGGGUGAUGUUGACCUGAUGACUGUAUGCAUUGGCGAAAUAUUCCUGGAGUUUGUCAAUAUGUUGCCUGCCUUCCAGACCUACUGCCUCCAACAGUCUUCUUCAGUGAACAUGCUCAAUGCAUUGGAAAAAGAGAAGGAACUACUCAGGAUAUUCCUCAACGUUUCCCAGAACGACAACACAGCACUUCGCCGCAUGAAUCUGCGGUCCUUCCUCAUGGCUCCACUGCAGAGAGUCACCAAAUACCCACUUCUGCUGAGCCGCAUCAUCAAAGCCACCAUUGAGUACCACCCAGAUCACAGCAGCCUGAGGGAGGCCAAGAGCCGCAUUGAGUCCCAUCUGGAGCACAUCAACAUGAAAACCAAGCAAGAAGGGAACUCGUGGACGCUGCGCUCCUUCCGCCAGGACAGCAAGAAGAACAGGGAAGUCAUUAACAUUGAAAUGAGGGAGACAGCCAUCAAGACAGUGGGCUGGCUGCGGGAAGAAACACGCUUUGUUAUGGAAGGGCCCCUACAACUUGCUCAGCCACCAGAUGGACAGUGGGUGAAAAAGGGCAGCAAGACCUUGAAAUUCCAGAACAUGCAGGUGCUCCUCAUGGUUAACAUCAGACGUGCAUCCGAGUCUAGCUUUGAGCCCGGGGAGCCAGGGCCUGUGAAAGAUGCAGUCCUGGUACUUAUUAGGGACAAGAACAACGGGAAGUUCAGUUUGCUCAGGGAGCCCUUGAGACUUAGUAACUGUGUGGUCUCUGUGGAUCCUGACUGUGAUGACACAUUUGAACUUCUGGAGAUCAGGCGGGAGUCCUUUGUGUUCCGAGAUGGUGACAAAGCACGGACUCACCAUUGGUUCCGGCAGAUACGGAGAUACUCUCGGGAGCUGGGUUCCUGGAAGAAGCGGCGUAAUGCCCUACCCAACAUCAUGAUAAGUGCAUCCCACAAUAGGUCGUGAAAGGAUCUCAACUGUGAAAUGACUUGGCUAUGCUCAGAAGUACCACUAGACCUGCUUUGGGGCUGCAUUUCAUCCUUGGCAUAGCUCUGUUCUUUUAGUAGAAUGGGACAAAAAAUGAACCUCACCUGGCCAAAUAGCAUCAGCGCUACCUAUGAUUUCACUUCUACUGAGAAGGACUUUAUAACAAAUAUUACUAAAUCAGUGUUUCUCAAAUUCUAGGAAAAUGUGCCCUGUUUUUAAAUUUACUAGAUCUUCCACACAACCCAACCUAGAAACCUCAGUGGGUAUACCUACCUAGUUCCUACAGCCUUUAUGCUACUUUGGUCCCAACUGUCUGGCUCCUACACGCUUCUGCGCAUGCGCGCGCACACACACACACACACACACACACACUGCUUUUCUCUCCUUCUUCCCCUCAAACUGUUUCUUUUUCCAGCUAGUACACAGACUCUGCCCCAUGCCACAAUCUCUAGCUUGAGAUAGACCACAGCAAUCAGCGCCUUGCAGUUCCAUUCCUCUCCACUGAGGAAGAAACUCCUUGACCCUCUUCUACUGUGUAUCCUAAACCUUGUUAUAAGACUGCUACUUGCUACUAAUAAGAUACACCAAAUUUUGUCCCCUCUUUAGGGAUGUCUUAUACACCACUUCUGGAGGCCCACAUUCCCCAUUUUGAGACAUACUGGUUUACAUACAGUGGGGUGCACUGCCCGUGGAAGAGUGGGAUGUACACACUGGCUCUGUAUGCUCACCAGUGCUGCUAGCAAUCACACAGAGCCUCGAUGGCUCCCAAGGAUUGUGUCAUUGCUGUAGCAAUGCUGUUCCCAUUGGGAAUAACUAGAACAUUGUCACUACAGCCGUGACACAAUCCUUACGAGCCACAGCAGCUCUGCAUGAUUGCUAGCAGUGUCGGUGGGCUUUUCAUACAGAGCCAGCACACGUGCCCCUCUUUUCCAUGGGCAGCAUGCUAUGCUUUAUGUAAGCCACUCUCCUAAUGGGUGAUAAAGUGAGACUUUGUGGAAACAGCUGUUAUAAGAGUCUACAAUCUUGAAAGGAAGCAGGUAGCUGAGCCAUUAUUUGCGGUAAUUUACUCAGCUGGUAGCAAUAGGGAAUGUGCUGUUGACUUGAAGACUACCUGUAAAUGCUGGAAAGCUAAGUAUAAGGGAGCACACAUGAACUGUGAGAAGGCAGGCAGUUUUCUGUACUGGCAAGCAAAGAGAAUCACAUCAACAGAACUUGACAACUGGCCUCAGGAGUUAUCAAGAGGAGGUUCUAAAGUAGUAGUGUGGUUGGAUCUAGAUUAUGGGCAAUGAUAACCUUUUGCACAUUUGUAAAUAGGUAUGACAGCAAAGAUGACACAAUGUUGUGUUGUCUAUCUGGGGUCAAAUAGGCCUUAGCCUCUGAAGACUUGUUCAAGGGGGGGGCAGGCCCUUCAGACUUGUGACCUGCUAGGGAAGGUAGUUAGAGGUUGUUGGCCUCAAAUCACGAUGAGCAGGUCUCUAGAAAGAAAAUAUUGAGCUAAUAUUGUUAAUAUUGUGUGGCUAAGAUAAAGAGUGUGAGAUGUUUGACACUGCAUGACUGUGCUGGGAAAAGGAAUCUUGACAAUAUAUGAUAAGAGAUUUCAUUGUGCAUAUAUUAUAACAGCAUUAGGCAACAUCCAGGUCAAAUGUAGAGCAGUAUUAAUCCAAUAAAGGAGAAUGUGUAAUUAUCUUCUAAUUUCAGCUUGCUCUCCAAGGAAACCUUUCCUUUUGCAGGUGAUUCCUUUUGCUGGUGGCUUGCUUUUCUUUUUUCUUUUAAACUAUUCAUUUUUCUGUUAAUUAGUUUAACUUCUACCCUCAAGCCCAGUAAGUCCCAGAGUACCAAGUUAUACUUUGCAAUGAAUGCAUGUAAAUGGAAAGGGAAGCUGAAACAUAUUGCAUUCACCCAUCACAAACAUUCCAGAAUAUCUCUAGAAUCCUGUGGAUAAGCAAUACUCUCUCCCUUUUAAGAUCACUGGAUAUUUUUGUUAUUGGUUAACAAAUGCAUUGUAGAACUCCAAGGAAUGUGAUACAUCAGAAAUAGUUCUGAACUGUAUGUCUGUUAACAAGGCUCAAUUACCUCUUCUAGUUUGUGAUUAUUUAAAUGAUGUAAUCUAGUGCAUUUCAAAGAAUUUAAUUAAAAAGGAAUCCAUUACAUUACUGUAGAUUAACAUGAUAAAAACUUUUAAUAAUUUGUUUCCUUGA
Molecule: messenger RNA, 6167 nt
Organism: Hemicordylus capensis (graceful crag lizard)
Lineage: Eukaryota; Metazoa; Chordata; Lepidosauria; Squamata; Cordylidae
Exons: 8
Coding region: 550-3948 (1132 amino acids)
Biological process (GO): positive regulation of Rho protein signal transduction
Molecular function (GO): guanyl-nucleotide exchange factor activity
Source: RefSeq, a predicted model, not a curated record